Schistosoma haematobium is the source of this 3696-nucleotide messenger RNA. RefSeq names its product Type II inositol 1,4,5-trisphosphate 5-phosphatase. Gene Ontology annotation, biological process: phosphatidylinositol dephosphorylation; signal transduction. Gene Ontology annotation, cellular component: membrane. The record is from RefSeq and is a predicted model, not a curated record. The coding region runs from base 64 to 3696 and encodes 1210 amino acids. Gene Ontology annotation, molecular function: phosphatidylinositol-4,5-bisphosphate 5-phosphatase activity. Lineage: Eukaryota; Metazoa; Platyhelminthes; Trematoda; Strigeidida; Schistosomatidae. The transcript has 20 exons.
UGCCUUUUGGCGGGUUUGGGUUUUCUCAGGGUUGCUAUGACAAGGUGUGAUAUUGUUAGUUAGAUGGAUUUACUUCACUACACAUUAAAGUGUAAAAAGGUUGUACAGUCAUAUUUGGAUUCACAUGUAAACAAACAGGAUCUACUUGACGAUUUUUGUGCACUUGCUUUCCCUGUAAAUAUACUAAAUGAUAGGUCACGAACUGAGACCAUAGUUUCUGUCGUACAGAAUCGUUCUUCUGAUAAAAGCGCCCUAUUUAUUUUCUCUCGAGCCAAGGAUUUGAUUUCGGAUCUAUCGGAUAUUCCAGCAUUAAUUGAUUUGAUUGUUUUGGAUAAAGACUUCUCUUGUGAGGCAACAAACUCUGGUAUCUGCCUUCUUGUUACUGGAAAGCGGUUGGUCAACAUAUCUGCCGAUGAAAAGAAACGUACAAAUCAACAGCUUAAACUUUAUGUUGUUUCCAAUCGUGACAAUGACUCAUCACAUCCUAAAGUGAAUGACACAAGUGAUAUUGAUUCGGAUAAUGAAAUAUAUUCAAAGAAUCCAGUGUUUCUGAAAAGUCUAAAAAGUAACUACCAGAAACCAAUAGAUAAAGAAACUAUUCAAUUUUCUAGUGUCAAUUUUACUUUGGAAUUUAAUAAUGUAGAUGAUGCCAUGGAAUUUCGGAAGAAAACUCUUCAUUUGUCUUCCGGAUAUCGAACAAAGUUAUCGGAAUUUAAUUAUGCUAAGUCAUCUAAAGAGCGAACAACCUAUGAGAUGGGUAAAGAAGCUUUAGCUAUUUUGAAUUCCUCUUCUUCUGAACAAACGUUUUGGUUACAAAAAUAUUGGAAACAAAUGGAACAGACAACCACUUCAUCCUCUAUCAUUAAUACACCUCGAUCAGGGGUGAAUAUCACUAGUUCUGUUGGAUUAAAUGGUGACAAUAAACAUAAUCGUCAUUUAAGUGGAUCCUUACCACACAGUACUUCUAAUGAUACAUCUAGUAUGAGUGAAACAAUAAAUAUGAAUAGUAGUAGUUGUUCCAGUAUUGGUUCAUUCAAUCAUAGUGUUAAAAUAACACGACAAAAUGAAAUUGAAAAACUACCUACUACUAACGUUGAUGAUAAUAACAAUAAUACUAAUAAUAAUGGUUAUAACAAAACUAAACUAAAACGAUCUGUAAAACAUUCAACGAAACUGCGUCAUUCCCAAUCAUCUUCAAUAUUAUAUCCAUAUACGGCAAAUCAUUUACAUGAUAAUGAUGAUAAUCUACUAUCGAAUCAUUUGAUUGACCGAUCAGUUCCACUUACUCGAAAGAAUUCACCAUCAAAUCAAUUAGAUGUGGCUAUUCCCUUGAAUGAUUUACACCGUACAGUCACAUCAGCACAUAGCUGUACGGAUCUCACGUCCGAUUCUACUAUUUACGAUGAUCAUUUGAGUAAAAAUAAGAAUGAAUAUCUAGAACCACGUGUUUUUCGGGCACGAUUCAAUCAAGCUGGUAAUAUUAUUCAAAGAAAAUUAAUUGAACGUAUGCAUGAAUAUUCUAAGAUUGAAAAAAUUCGCAUUUAUGUCGGUACAUGGAAUGUGAAUGGUCGAAGUGAUACUACUGGUAAUAUACAAUUGGAUAAAUGGCUUAUAUCACCUAACGGUCAACCACCUGCUGACAUUUAUGUAUUUGGGUUUCAAGAAAUGGAUUUAAGUUUCAGUGUAAUUACUCUAAAUAAAACUAGCUCUACUGGACCCGAAGAACGAUGGAUUCAACAAUUAGAAGAAGCUUUAGGUGGUUUACUCAAACGACCUUCAUCACAUUCUGUUUGGGCUCAAAGAACAGGUUCUGUAAAAUCAUACGCUGCUCAAUGGUCUCAUUAUACAGGAGGUGGCUAUUUACGAGUGGAACGUGUUCGCCUAGCCGGAAUCAUAAUGAUUGUUUACAUAUCAGCUCGUUUAUCUUCUCAUUUACGUCGUGAAGAAAUCUCUUGUCAAGUUGUACCAACAGGUGUUUUCAACGUGAUGGGUAAUAAAGGUGGUGUUGGCAUUCGAUUGACCAUAUUUAAUUCUUCUUUAUGUUUUGUUAAUUGUCAUUUGGCUGCAGGUGAAGCGAAUCUUGAUCGUCGUAAUCAAGAUUUUCGAGAAAUUACACGUAAAAUGUUAUUUGAAUUUCCAAUGAACUCGAAAAAUCCCAUACAAUCAUCUGAAAAAGCGUUUAUUUCAGAUCAUGACAUUAUAUUCGUAUUUGGUGAUUUAAAUUAUCGUAUUAGUGGCCUGGAUUCACCUAGUGUUCGUAAAUCUAUUUUCGAAAAAGAUUUUUCUUCUUUACUCAAAUAUGAUGAAUUAUUAAAACUUAUGGAGAAUCGUAAUUUAUUCGAUGGUUUUCAUGAACCUAUUAUCAAUUUCGCGCCGACUUACAAAUUCGAUAUGAAUUCCAAUGUUUACGAUUCUAGUGAUAAAAAUCGUGUUCCAUCCUAUUGUGAUCGUAUCAUAUGGUCAGGUGAUGGUUGUGAACCAAUUGUUUAUCGUUCACAUCCAGAAUUUGUUUGCAGUGAUCACAAACCUGUUUCUGCAUACUUUUCAGUUGAUCUGCGUCGUAUAAUACGUUCAGCAUUUCAACGUGCUUAUGAAUCCGUUUUACUCAGUAUAGAUUUAACCACAAAUUUAUCACUUCCACAAGCCGAAUUGGAUAGACAAGAAUUAGAUUUCGGUUAUGUACAUUUUCACGAAUUAUGCAGUCAAUCAUUAACUCUAACUAAUAUUGGCCUGAAUGAUUUUCAAUUUAAAUUUUUACGUGAAGGUGUUGGAUCAUUCCCACCAUGGCUUUCAGUUAACCCAUCAUGUGAUUCCGUGAAACAAGGCACUUCUAUUAAAUUAGAAUUUCAAAUAUUUGUUAAUUAUAAAGAAGUUUAUGCAUUGAAUAGUGGUACUAUUCAAUUAUCUACAAUUGUUGUAUUACAAUUAGAAGAUGGGAAAGAUUAUUUUAUUUCAAUUAAUGCUCAGUUCAUUCCAACAAGUUUUGGUUUACCAUUAAUUCUAUUAUUAAGUUUAGAAUCAGACCCUGUAAAUAAACUUUCGGUUAAUGAAUUACAAGAUCAGAUAAAGUUGGCUCGUUCAGAAAAUAAUGACUAUUUUAAAACAAAAUUAUGCAGCUUAGUUGAUCGGAACCCAUUUCAUGUUCCUAAAGAAAUCUUUCGUCUUGUAAAUCAUAUAAAUGAAUAUAUAACAGAACCUGAUCUAUUUCGUCAAAUGGGUCCAUCUUCUGACAUUGGUAUAAUACGUGAUAUACUGGAUACAACUCCAGCUAAUUGUCCUUUUCCUGAAACAAUUUCUGUACAUUCAAUUACAUCGUGUUUAUUAUUGUUUUUGAAUACACUCCCGGAAUCUGUGAUACCACAAGAAUUUCAUGAGAAAUGUUUUAAUUCAUUAGCAAAUUUUGAAUCUGCUGUACAGGCUUUACAGCAUCUUCCUAUUUGUAAUCAGAAUUUAUUUUAUUAUUUAAUCACAUUUAUGCAACGUUGUUUGACUUUCAAAGAACAGAAUGGCACAGAUAUCGACCUACUUGCUCCAUGUUUUGGUGAGAUAUUCUUUCUUGAAUCGUCGAACACAACAACAGCUCAGAAAGGUGCUGUUGCAAUGAAACAGCUUAAGCGAGCCGCUUUCAUUAGCAUUUUUCUCCGUCAAAAUUAUUUCAUUUCUAAUCCUUCACUAAUGUCAACAAGUCAACACUAG